GGUUAGGAUCGACCCGUUGGGAGAAAGCCGCGGUAUCGAAGGUUGGACUUCAAGACAGUUUUCUUGAGCCGAGUUUUUCUUCACACAGUUUAGCAAUGACAUCGAUAGAUGUAUGAAAUAUAAUGAUUGGAUUACUGGAGUUGGAUUUCUUUGGUUUAGUUUUGGGGGUCGUCACGCACUUGCCAGCAGUCAGAGUAGAAACGUUAGAUCCCAGUUUUGACGUACCGAUCACCAAUGUCACAGCAAUUGCGGGCGAGACGGUAACGCUGCCAUGUUCUAUAAAGGACCUGCAGGAUUACAAGGUGAUGUGGCUAGACCACAGAUUGAAAACUCUUACGCUGGAGACGAGAAGGAUAAUAGCAGAUGAAAGAAUCACUAUAGAACGACCCCACAUCAGCGACUGGAACUUAUUUAUUCACGGAGUUGAACUCUCUGACGCGGGAAAAUACAUGUGUCAGAUCAACACCGUUCCAGUUAAAAUCAAAUAUGUAGUGUUGUCUGUUCAUGAACCGCCCACUAUCAUACCCGAGCUUUCUAGUCCACGGAAAGUUACUGCCAAAGAAGGUGAUACAAUCCAGCUCGUCUGUAAUGUGACAGGUGUUCCUACACCGACAGUCACGUGGUACAGCAGAAACCAUGACAAUAUGAAAGUGGUAGGGUAUGAUGGAAUGGUGCUACAGAUACGAAAUAUAAGCCGGUAUUGUGAUGAUUUGUACAGGUGUUUUGCUAAUAAUAGCGUGCAACCAUCUGCCAGUCGAGAAAUAACAGUAACAGUACAGUUUCCUCCAGAGAUACAUUUGACAAACAGAAAAAUUAAGCAACGACUUGGAAAAGAGACAAUUUUAGAUUGCAAAGUGACAGCAAACCCACAAGUGUACAGUGCAUGGACAAAAGACGGCAUUCCAAUACAAAACAAUGAAAAGUUCAAAAUUGAUCUUUAUGAAGAAUAUAAAAAUACAUUGAUACUUAGUUUAAAGAUAUCAGAUAUUCAGGAAUCGGACUUUGGAGCUUAUCGCUGUGAAGCACAGAAUGAACUUGGUCGAGAUUACCAAGAUACAUUUCUUUAUGAGCUUAAACCACCAACUCCGGCUCCCAGCACUCCAAGAUCGACCAAGAGGACUACCACAACCAUACAUGAGUAUAUCUUCACGUGGGCUCCCGGUUUUAUACCCAUUACACCCAGGCCAGACUAUCACAGCAAGGAUCGAUUGCAAACACAUCGGCUUGCACCAAUAAAGAAACCACAAGGUAAGAAUGGGCAAAAAGGAUGCAUUUCACCUAUGCGGAAUAAUCUUUAUGUGGUGGGAUUACUUACGACUGUGUGUUUGUUGAUAAGGUGAAUACCGCUAACUGUUGGAAAUAAUUGAUUUCAAAAGAUGUGUCCUGACUACAGAAUGACUAUUUUGAUAUAACUAGAAGAAUAAAAGAUUUAGAAACUUAA
Molecule: messenger RNA, 1441 nt
Organism: Saccostrea echinata
Lineage: Eukaryota; Metazoa; Mollusca; Bivalvia; Ostreida; Ostreidae
Product: lachesin-like
Exons: 9
Coding region: 123-1340 (405 amino acids)
Cellular component (GO): neuron projection
Source: RefSeq, a predicted model, not a curated record